AGCUUAUACAUUUUACAGACACAGUACAUUUUACAUUCGUUAACUAGCCACUCAUCCUUUCUGCCUCCUUCCACUUUUUGGUCUCUGAGAGGGAAGCUAUUGUGUUAGUGCUCACUGCUCAGACAAGUGAAAGCUAUGUAUCUGCCCGGCCCCUCCUUUUCUCCCUCCUCUCUCCCCAGUUGCCUAGCAGCGAUGGGAGAGUUUGACAGUGUUGACAUUUCCUGCACUGGGGCAGUUCCUGUAAACACUCAGAGACAUUAAGUGACUGCUGUCUCUUCCUCUCCGGUCUCAGCCAGGGUGGAUGAAAGGCAGUCAGAAUCAGAGUUGAGAAGGCCCAAAAUAAACCAUUUUCUCAGAAAUUGAAGAGAGGAGAUGACGGCGAAGGGAAAGUGUUCUUUUAAUACGACUGCUUUUAUCUCGGGGCAAAAAGCAACAAGACGCUCGCUGCAGGAUUAGAGAUGUAUUUAUUCUGUCUGAGAGCAUCCAGAAGGGAAGUGAUUGUUACUGACAAGCUCUGUGCCAGGCAAGAUGACCACAGCCAGGUAUCGGCCCACCUGGGACCUGGCACUGGACCCGCUGGUCUCCUGCAAACUGUGCCUUGGAGAGUUUCCCCUGGAGCAGAUGACCACUAUCACUCAGUGUCAAUGUGUCUUCUGUACACUGUGCCUGAAGCAGUAUGUGGAACUCCUUAUCAAAGAGGGGCUCGAAACUGCUAUUAGCUGUCCAGACUCUGCCUGUCCAGAAAGAGGACACUUACUGGAAAAUGAGAUCGAGUGCAUGGUGGCUUCAGAGGUUAUGCAGAGACACAAGAAGCUACAGUUUGAAAGGGAGGUGCUUCUGGACCCGUGUCUGAUGUGGUGCCCGUCGUCGUCGUGCCAGGCAGUGUGCCAGCUGAAGGAGACUGAGGUGGCACUGCCCCAGCUGGUGCAGUGUGCUGUGUGCACCCUGGAGUUCUGCUCUGCCUGCAAGGCUAACUGGCACCCCGGGCAGGCCUGCCCACCGCCGGAGGACAACCUGCCCAUCACCGCCUUCCUACCUGGAGAGACCAGCUCCUUUUACAAGAGUGACGACGAUGACGGUCCCAUCAAGCGCUGUCCCAAGUGUAAGGUGUACAUCGAGAGAGACGAGGGCUGUGCCCAGAUGAUGUGCAAGAACUGCAAACAUGCCUUCUGCUGGUACUGCCUGGAGUCACUGGACGAUGACUUCCUCCUGAUCCACUUUGACAAAGGACCCUGUCGAAACAAACUAGGCCACUCCAGGUCGUCUGUCAUCUGGCACAGAACACAGGUGGUGGGGAUCUUCGCUGGCUUUGGCCUGCUCCUGCUGGUGGCCUCUCCCUUCCUCCUCCUGGCCACACCAUUCAUCCUCUGCUGCAAGUGCAAGUGCAGCAAAGGAGAUGAUGACCCCUUUCCCACCUAAACCCCACCCCACCAACACAGGCGGGUGAAGAGUCCGCCCCCCCCUCCACCGCCACUGACCAUUUUUUCCCCUUUUUUUCCUCUAUUGCCUCCUUCCAACCUUGGAGUGCUGCUUUAUUUAAUGGGACUUGGGCCUAGCCACUUCCCAAUCCAUCACUCCACAGUGUCAUGGUGGGAGUGGAGAAGGAGGAGUUGACCCCAUGCCCACUGGCCUGGUAGACGAGGUCAAAGGUCACAGGUCAGACUUUGAGGAGGACAAUGAUGCCCCUCUGUGUGGAUUUGGGGGCUUGUGAAAGUAUACUGUAGCAGGGCCACUCUGAGGCCUCGGCUGUGCUUCAGGCAGUACAAGACAGAGGAGGGUGUUUUAUCAAGAUGAAGGAUAAACACAUUAGGAUGUCAGGGUUGGGCUCAAUUCUAAUUGAAGGCAGUCCAUUUAGGAAUUAAACAAAAAAUAAAUAAUUGAUCAAAUUGCAUUUAUUUAAAAUUACUUCUCAGUAAACUUAACUGUAAAUGUUUUAUUUCAGAAUUCAAAAUUUCAAAUCACUUCCAUGAAUUGACUGCCUUCAAUUUGAGUUGAGCCUCCCUGUUCUAGAUCCUCUCCUUGGGACAUUUUCAUGCAGGAACAGCUUGAAUCGGAGGACCUUUCACUUGAACUCACUUUAGUCAAGUUUUGUUCAUUUGUCAAACACAAAGCUCCCUCCCCCCACUGUCUGUGUAGCUGUCAACAUACAGGAAGUAGCACUGGAGUUACGUGAUGACCCGUUUGUCACUUUAAGGACCGGGGCGGGAGUUGGGACGUUUUCUCUCUCUCUCCCCUGUACAGCACGUUCUCUUGUUGAUGUCAGUGUUUUUGUAAUCUUUCGCUCUGUUCCAACUAUCAGCAAGAAAGUAUUAAUUUUACAAACUGGAUUUGAACUCUUGUGUCUACAGGUAUUUGUGACGGUGUCCCAAACUCACUCUCACGUCCCAAUAAGAUAAUCAUGGGCCUGUAUUCACACAGUCUCAGAGUAGGACUGCUGAUCUAGGAAAGACCAAACGAAUCCUAGGUUAGCAUUCUUACUCUGAAACACUUUGUGAAUACAGGCCCUGAACCUUAGUGUCGUCAUCCACACAGACGGAAACAAACCAUUUGGAAUCAACAGAAGCGACUUCUGUUGUCAAAUGGAAUACCUGAAUAUAGAUGUCCUGCCGUUUUCAUUCCGAGUUCCUCUGAACCCAGAUAAUCAUAUUGCUUAGCCAAAUAGAACAAAUGGUUUGAAAUCAAUUAGAAAAGUAGCCAAAAAGCCACCUUUAGUUUCCUGAAGAAAAGAAAACAUGGCUUUUGUCCAGUUCCGUCCUUGUGAAAGCACACUUAAAUAAUGCAUUUGUUUAAUGCAUCACAAUCAGUCAUUAAAACCUGUUUAUUGUCAGGUAGAACAUAAGAGAUGAAUUCAUGUCUCUCUGAUACAAAGAUGUCUCUUCAUAUCCAUAUCACAUUGAUGUUGGUCAUAUAUAUCCAACUACUGUAAUGAACAAUAAUCCUAUACAAAUGUUUUUUGUUGUGUGAACUAGUGGAAAACUUGCAUAUGUUAGUGGUAUGGUUGUCAAUGUUUUCAUUGGGAGAAAGUCGAGAGCUCACUCUCUCUACAUGCAGCUAACCUUUGCAGGGCUAUCAAAAUGUCAAGAACUUCACUAGACUGUUUUGGACACCCGAAAGCUGCUCUACACAUCACUGUAUCUAUGCAAGUUCGUGCGUUUCCAAUCUUACUAGGUCUUGCUAAUAGUGUGGUCAUAUCAAGUGGUCCAGUAUGUUAUACCAGAUUCCCUGUGUCAUCUCUUCAUACGGUAGUGUUUUACAACAAGGGGGUUGACUUGCACCAGAUGUAACAUGGGUUUGAUUUGACCUAUCUGGGAAGCCAUAUAUUAGUUAAUCAGUGUCAUUUGUCCUCAUGUUGUUCCAUUAGACUGUGUGGUGAGGAUGCAUGUAGCUACACCGUUUCUCACUCAAACACAUUUAAAAGGGCAAUCUGCUGCAUCCAUUUUUUGACAUUUAAAUUCAUAAUAUAUAGCCAUUGAUUCAUGAAGAAUAUAACGGUCUCAUGAGCUUAGUUCAACUGUAUAAACCCAUUAGAAACUAAACUAUAAGCUUGUUUUACUCAUUUGUAAACACUAAUAAUUCUAUAGCCUCAAAAUGGUUAACUAUAGUUUUGAUAUUUAAUGGAUGGUCAGUCCUUGCAUCCAUAGCUGUUUUAUGAAUUUCUACAUCUACUGUUUACCAAAACAUUGGCAGGGUGCCCACUCUUUUUAUUGCUUGAACUGAAGAUUGACCCUAAACUCAAGAGAUGAGUCAAUAUUAUUCCGUCCGUCACUUAGCUACUUUGGAACACAUACAGAAUACUGAGAAACUCUUCAGAAGUCCCUGAUUUUUAAUGUUGCUCUCCUCGUAGCAUUCAAAUAGGGGCUAUGGCAGUUAAUGGAACUAUCAUCAGCAAUCACCUUACCUCAUGGUAGCCAUUCCUUUAAAAACAAAGAUAACGUUAGCCUAAAUGUUUGAAUACCUCGCCUGUAGCCUCAUUUUCUUCUAACCCUUAAUGCAUCAAAGCCUGUUUCAACUGAACAUGUGGAUCACUGAGCUGACCAUGUCUUUGUAUGACAAUCGUGCCAAGAAGGUCUCGUGUGUGGCAAUAGUGAAAUUGAAUGGUGUAGAGUGAAUAGUUUGAAGCGUCUAAGAAUUUUUCAAAUAAAAUCUGCGAUCUUGUUUCCGUAUGGUGUGGGUGUUAUGUUGGAGGUUGAGCCUUAGAAUACUCUAUGGUGUGACGUGUACUAUUGUUUUGGUUUUCAAGAUGUAGUAUGUUCAUUAAAUACUGUAGUCUUUCUGGAAUUGAUGAGUUUUUUGAAUGGGUUUGGAGAUCAGAAGAAAUGUAGACGCUAUUUCCAGAUUUCCUCAACUCGGAGACUUGGAAGGAUGGCAUUGCAGGACUAUAGGAAAUGUAACACUCAACUUGUUUCCACUUCUCUUAUCAUCCAUUUGGUAUAGUUGGGAUGUUGAGCUGAGAAGAAAUAUUGAAUAUUUGUCCUCUGACUCAACUGAUUUUAGGUUGCUGGCUUUUCAUAUGGUUUCACAGUAUCUACCAAUCAAACUCCAAGGACUCAUUCAGUUAUUGGUGUCAUCUGGUAUCAUUCAGCAGUAAAGGGCCAAAAACGGUACAUUUAAACACCGUUCACCUUGAGGUGAUGCCAUGCAUGUUGCACAAUUAUUUUCUAAGAUUUGAUACUUCUAUUGCUUUGUCCACAUUUCUACUGAGAUGUAUGUAGGUUGUCCAAAAAAUUCCAUUGCUCUUGUUUUUAAAAUGCAUGUUGUACUCUACCACUACUAUGCGUUUUAAGAACCCAUACUAUGCCUCAUUUUAGGGACUGAAACAAGUCCUUCCAUUUCUGUCAUGACAUACUCUAUCCUGGCUUUUGAAGUUUGCCUUUUACACUUAAGACACUGUACGUAGGUUGCCUUUGUGUUAUACUUGUUCUGUUGGCUUUGAUGCAGUUCAUCUUACUUUCAACUAUUUUCAACUUUUCAAAAGAUGGAACCUUUUUAAAUUGGCAUGUGUGGAUGUCCUUCGAUAAACCAACAUUGUACUUCUCCCAUGUAUCUACAGUUUCACGAACACUGUGACAUGGAAUAAAUGUGGUUGUUUUUUGUGA
Oncorhynchus kisutch (coho salmon) is the source of this 5096-nucleotide messenger RNA. RefSeq names its product probable E3 ubiquitin-protein ligase RNF144A-A. The transcript has 8 exons. NCBI's taxonomy places the organism in Eukaryota, Metazoa, Chordata, Actinopteri, Salmoniformes, Salmonidae. The record is from RefSeq and is a predicted model, not a curated record. Gene Ontology annotation, molecular function: ubiquitin-protein transferase activity; zinc ion binding. Bases 529 to 1419 code for a protein of 296 amino acids. Gene Ontology annotation, biological process: protein ubiquitination.